AUGGCCCCCCGCCCAAGCCGUGUCUAUACACCAGUAAAGCCACCAUGUGUAACGCCCCUCGCCAUCAGGGUCCCAAAUGAUUCAUCGGUGGAUCUGCGCAUCCUGCCGCAGCGUGUCGGGAGGCUUGGUCCCACGUGGGCAUUAACAGCGAAUGAUAUAUAUCGUAUGCUGCGUAUAUAUGAGAUGAGUGCGGGUGUCCAAAUGGUGCUGUAUGCAUCCUUGGAGGGAGCUGAAGCUGCACCUGGACCAUCGUAUCAGCAAGAGCUAGCGAGGCUUUCCUCUACAGGGAAUGGGUCAAGCAACACCCGAGGACCGAGUGUAACAAUAGGAGGCACCGUGCUAACAGUGGUUCCCACAGUCAUUGAGCAACAGAAUUCCUACCCUAGUUUCUGA
Molecule: messenger RNA, 393 nt
Organism: Aspergillus niger
Lineage: Eukaryota; Fungi; Ascomycota; Eurotiomycetes; Eurotiales; Aspergillaceae
Exons: 3
Coding region: 1-393 (130 amino acids)
Source: RefSeq, a predicted model, not a curated record